Drosophila takahashii is the source of this 1162-nucleotide messenger RNA. RefSeq names its product cysteine dioxygenase type 1. Gene Ontology annotation, biological process: L-cysteine catabolic process. Gene Ontology annotation, molecular function: ferrous iron binding; cysteine dioxygenase activity. NCBI's taxonomy places the organism in Eukaryota, Metazoa, Arthropoda, Insecta, Diptera, Drosophilidae. The record is from RefSeq and is a predicted model, not a curated record.
AGGCACACAAACACGGCGGCGCGCAUCCAAGUGGCAACUACCCAGUGAAAAUUCAAAAAAAAGUGCAAGUCCAAGUCCUGAUUCAAAAGUGUUUUUUAAAAAGUGAAUUUCAAAGAUCAGACAAACUUAUCAAGUUCAUAUAGCUAAUAAAAAAGUGAAACUACAAAGACAAAAUGGUCAAUCAGAGCAAGUCCAAAAUGUCGCUGUCCAAGAUCGACUCGGAGAUCGAGCAGGUUGACCAGGAGAAGUACCUGCGCCAGGCCACCAGCUACUACCAGGCUCUGGAGAAGCCCCUGAAGUACGGACCAGCGGUGGAUUCCCUAAGCGACUUGGUGUCUGCCCUCCACCGGGAGUUCGAGUCCAACUACGUCAACAUCGAGAUGGUGAAUCACCUGAUGCUCACCUACAAGUCGAAUCCGCGGGAGUGGCGCAAGUACGCCAAGUUCGAUCGUUAUACGUACACCCGGAAUCUGGUGGAUGCUGGCAAUGGAAAGUUCAAUCUGCUGAUCCUGUGCUGGGGCGAAGGACAUGGCUCCUCCGUGCACGACCAUGCCGAUUCUCACUGCUUCAUGAAGAUGCUGAAGGGGGAUCUGCGCGAGAAGCGCUACGAGUACCCCAAUAGAUCAGCCAGGGACACCGGGCGAUCUCAUCAUCCCGAUGGCGAGAUCGAUAGCCGAGAGCUGGUGGAGAUCGGUGAGACACCCAUUGCAGUCAACGAUGUGGCCUACAUAAAUGACAAUCUGGGCCUGCAUCGCGUGGAGAAUCCCAGCCACUCGGACACCUCCGUCUCCCUGCACCUCUACUGUCCGCCCUUCGACACGUGCUCCGUGUUCCAGGACAACCUGAAGAAGACCACCGCAAAGGUCACGUUCUGGAGCAAGUACGGCGUGAGGACGAAGCAGAACGAGCAGUAGACUCUGAGCCAGAUCCCCAAAUAUAGUUGCUCGUAUUGUUGCAUAUUACUAAGAAUCUUUAUUACUAGAUAUUUAAUGAGCUAGGGCCCAAGAAGAUCCGGGAGCUUGGAGUUCAAACAGGCUGAGCGAGGGCCACGUGGGCGCUGAUAAGCCUUCCCACGAUAAGCCCUCCCCGGAUCGCAGUUUCGUUUAGUGUAUCUUUAGUGUUAGCUGUACCAAAAAUAUUCAAUAAAUAAGUGUAUCAUUGA